GUGGGAGGGAUAACUCAUCCCAGCCAGGAGGCAGAGGUGCCGGGCGGAGGGAGCUUGCAGCCUUUCCUCGCCGCUGAAAGCCCUGCUCGAGCCGCGGGACCAUGACUUGGGGGCUUCGCCGCAGCCUCCUGCUGCUGCUGCUGCUGCUGCUGCUGCUGUGCCUGGCGGCACGGCCGGCGGCACGGGCGUCCCAGAGCUGCCUGGGCAGGCAGCAGCUCCUGGCCACCGUGCGGCAGAUGCAGCAGCUGCUGAAGGGGCAGGAGACGCGCUUCGCCGAGGGCCUGCGCCUGAUGAGGAGCCGGCUGAGCGCCCUGCACGCCGCCCUGAGCAAGGCUGCCCUGGAGCCGCCAGCUGCUCCGGCAGUGUCCUGUCCUGCCCUGCAAGCCCCAGCCAGCGGACGCAAGUUUGGCACGAAGUACCUGGUGGAGCACGAGGUGCACUUCGCCUGCAACCCCGGCUUCGAGCUGCUGGGCUCCAGCACGCGGACGUGCCAGGCCAACGGCAGCUGGAGCGGGCAGGAGCCGCGCUGCACAGAGAUCAGCGCAUGCUCCAGCAGCCCCUGCCAGAACGGCGGGACGUGUGUGGAGGAGCCGAGCCAGCAGCGGUGCCUCUGCCCGCCGGCAUGGAGCGGAGCCGCCUGCCAGCACCGCACGCAGACGGCGCCCCCGCCCUUGAGCGUCACGGCCGACCCUGCCUUCAGCCGCAAGCCGCGCUGCGCCCAGGUUGAGCGGACCCAGCAGUGCCGCUGCGAGCCCGGUUUCCACAUGAGCGGCACGGCCACCGCCAACCUCUGCCAGGACGUCGAUGAGUGCGAGGUGUACCAGGCGGAGGGGGCUCCGCGGCUCUGUGCCCACGCCUGCAUCAACCUCCCCGGCUCCUACCGCUGCGCCUGCCCCGGCGGGUACAGCCUCCUGGCUGACGGCAAGAGCUGUGAAGACAUCGAUGAGUGCGCCCUGUCACAGGACAACUGCACGCAGGGGACGAUGUGCAUCAACACAGGAGGGAGCUUCCAGUGUGUCCGCCCUGAGUGUCCCCAGCCCGGCGGCAACAUCACCUAUGUGAAAACAUCGCCCUUCCAGUGCGAGCGCAACCCCUGCCCGAUGGACAGCAGGUCAUGCCACCAGGCGCCCAAGACCAUCUCCUUCCACUACCUGCCCCUGCCCUCCAACCUGCUGACCCCCACACCGCUCUUCCGCAUGGCCACGGCGGCGGCGCCUGGCCGGCCGGGGCCCGACAGCCUCCGCUUCGGCAUCGUGGGUGGCAACAACCGGGGCCACUUCGUGAUGCAGCGCUCAGACCGGCAGACCGGGGAGCUCAUCCUCGUGCAGAGCCUGAAGGGCCCCCAGACCAUCCAGGUGGAUGUGGACAUGUCCGAGUACCUGGACCGCACCUUCCAGGCCAAGCACCUCUCCAAAAUCACUGUCUUCGUCUCUGCCUACGAGUUUUAGGGGGGGCUGGGGGGCAGCUGCAGGGUUUGGGUGGUCUCACAUGCACGUGGCCAGACCCACGGUGAUGGUCCCUCCUCAGCAUCCCCCACCUGGAGCGCUGCAGGUGGUGGCAUGUGCUGAAGCCCCACAGCCAGCUGUCCUCCCCUCUGCAUCACAAGCCUCCAGGUGGCUUUUACACUUACCUAUGUGGAAAAAACAGCAAAUGAGGUGCAACAGAAACUGGGUGCACGGGCUAUCCGCUUGCUGGGCUGCGAGAGCUGAGCAUCGUCUUCACCCGAGGCUCCAGCAGGAUGGCCCAGAGCCUCUACACAUAUGUGGUGCAAGGCAGUGGACAGAAACCAAGCUCCUUAAUUCCUCUUUAAUUCCUUUUUGUAGGAAAGAAGCUAAGCUGGUGCUGUCAGCCCUCGUCUGUGCUGGCCUGGGCUUGCUCACGUGAAUGCUCCCCGCUGAUGCUGAGACCCCCAGUCUGCGGGGCAGGUGCCACUCCCAGCGUUUCGGUGUUUCGGUGCUGGGCUUCCCCCAGCCGCAGCUGGGAAAAUCCCAGUCAGGGCUUGCAGGGCAGAGCUCGAGCACUUGGUGCUGCUCAGGGCAGCAGAGGCUGUGCCCAGCGAGCCCUAGGGCAGCGUAGAAAUCUCGUGUGGUGUAAUGCAUGUCGCUGCUUGUAGUUCUCGGCAUGUGUUGAGAAGCCACAAGUUCUUCCCAGCCUCUGCUCACAGCCUGUUUCCGAGGCAGCGAGUUUGAGACUGUCUAAAACUGAAGCCACUGCAUGGGUGCCUGCAUCGUGUCCCACAGCUUAAGGGGAGAGGCGCUGCCCUACAGCCGGUGGAGCAGCUCCUGCUCCCUGCCUCCUGCAACCCCUGGCACCAGCUGGGGUCAGUUACCCUCAGGUCACCAGAGAUGCGCGGGGAGGACCUCACCUGGUGCUUUUUUGAAGUAGUUGUGGGGAAGUUGAAAAUGCUUCUUGCCACCUCCCCUGUGCCAUGCUGGCCCGUCAGCACGCCAUCCCUGCAGCACCAUCUCCUCUGCCACCUCCCGGAUGGCUCUCGUCCGCAUGAGGGACAUCGCCAGCGGGCAGAGGAUGAGUCCCAGAGGGAUGAGUGAGCCCUCAGCAUCAUAUUGUGCGAGGAGCAGAGGGGAGGGAUGGGUGGAAGAACCUAAGGGCUGUCCCAUGCUUCAGCUGAAGGGCAGCAGCUCCUUAAACCCCUGGCACAUGUGCUCACGCACCUGCAUCCGUCUGCGACCAUGUGGAAGCCCUGGGUAAGCCAGCAUGAAUGUGACACAGGGACAGUGACCGCUUCAGCUGCAUGUGGUGCUCAUGUUGCAGGAGCUCAAGGUGUGAAUAUUUCAUUGUUUAACACCCCCCUGCCUCCACUGUCAAUGCAGCUGCAGGAAUAUCUCGGGUGCGGUGGCAGCUCCUGUCCUGACACAGCUGUAAAAGCCGUGGGGAGGCACCACUGCGGUCUCCCACCUCGCCCCGUUCCUUAGUGCAGCGCUUGUGCAUGUAAACCACACCAACAUUAUGCAUGUUUCUUCAUUAUUCUGGUUUUAAUACAAUUAAAGGAUGAUAUAGCCUCUG
Molecule: messenger RNA, 3024 nt
Organism: Cygnus atratus (black swan)
Lineage: Eukaryota; Metazoa; Chordata; Aves; Anseriformes; Anatidae
Gene: FBLN7
Product: fibulin 7
Exons: 8
Coding region: 102-1448 (448 amino acids)
Molecular function (GO): calcium ion binding
Source: RefSeq, a predicted model, not a curated record